CGGUCAGAUGCUUGCAAAGCUGGUCAUGUCCCGUCCUGCCAGUUGCCAGAGACCCAACACAACCACGGCUGGCAUUAUUACUUUAUCUCCCCUCUCCCCCCCUCAACUCGAACUGUUCCCUUCUUCUGUUUACCUUCACUACCUUCUUGGGUUUAUCAUCAACAUCCCUUUUUCUUCGUCUUCUUGAAGCGCAGUUGCGUGUCCUUCUUUUCUUCUCCCGCAGCUAGGGUUUUACUUUCCUUCAUUGUCCAACUGGCUUGGCUGCACACAUUCAUUUGACUACGCUUCUUGAACACCACCUUUUUUUGUCAAUACACUUGACCUAUCCGGUUUAUUCAAACGAACAGCUUCACUUCUUUGGGACCAUUCCCCCUCAUCAAACAACGCUUCUCCGUUUCCUCUCCUUGACGGAUCUGCAAAAAGCCGACUUCGUUGUUGCGAGCUUCCGGCCGGAAUUCCCCCAUUUUCCACAACCACUUUAUACUUUUCGAUUCCUCGGCAGCCAGUUUCUGUCUCACCAAUUAUCAACCCCAGCUUCCAGGACGACGCGAAGAACGCGCGAAGAUUUUCACCUUCAAGAGACCAAGAGUUUACUUGUACUUCUGAGAGGUACCUAUCGACAUCGACUGUUCGGAAACGAUUUUACGAAGGAAGAAAAACAUGUCUCCCACGAUGCAAUUGGCACCCCACACGGCCACAUACGCUCCCACUUCCGACGCCAUGGAUCGUCACGAGUACGGCGUCACCAAGAACCGCAAGGCGGCUUCGACCGGCGGCGGUAGAGCAUGGAGCGAGGACGAGGAAGUCUAUCUCCUCCAGACUCGUCUUCAGAAGAUGCCUUACAAGCACAUCGCCGCUCACUUGAAGAAGACGGAGCUGGCAUGCCGUCUUCACUACCACCAGCUUAGCCAUGGCAGCAACCGACGCAAGCAGCGCACGACCUCGGUCUCUUCCGGUUCUUCUGUAAACCACUCCCCCGUUAUGCAGCCGACGAUGCCUACUCCAAUCCGGGAGUCGACUCCUCGCUCCGUGUCGCCCCCCGGCCGCUCGACGAGCUAUGCCCCCGUCUCGCCCGCCCCUAUGCAACUCCCCAGCAUCAUGGGCAACGGCGCUUCCCCUCGUCUACCCGCCAUUCUUCCUAAGCCGGUCUGCAUGACCCUGCCGCCUCGCACAGCUUCUCCCAACCGAGGAUAUCCCACCCCUCUUCCCGAGUCUCACAGCGCCCCUCUCCCCCCUGCCGCCUUUCAGUCCAUGUCCGGCAGCCUCCCCAUGACGCCGCCGCUGCGUUUGGAAUGCGCUCUCCCUCCCCUGCAACCGCCUGUCAACCACCAUCACGUUGACAUGAACCGCCUGCAGUCCGUUUACACUGCUCACCGCGCCUCGUUCUGGGCCGCCGUCGCCAAUGACUACGGCCCAGGUGCCAGCCCAGUCCUUUUGGAGCAAGCUUGGAAGAGCGGCGCGUGUUGCAGCCAGCACCAAGCCAGCACGCCCAUCACGCCGACUUCCAGCCCCGACAACACGGAUCGUGAUGGCUACGACAAGCCCCAAGACAAGACGCGCAUCUCUGCCAUUCUUGGCAUCGACGCCAACCCGCGCUCUCCCCGUGAGCGCGAGUUGGUGAGACGUAUGGAGGAACAGCGCGUUGGAGCCUAAGCCAUUUUGGGCCUUCCGAUCCUGUCACGCACUUUGAUUACUUCUACUAGUGUAUUACUUCAUACGUUUUGUGCACAACUCUUGUUUGGGGAUUUCUGUUACUUUCUGAUGUGGGCAACAACAAGACUACAUCACCAAGACAACAGCUUUGUAAUUCGCUUCUGUCUGCUUGUCUAAUCCGAGCCGUUUUCUUUACCUUGGCCUUGGCUAGGCACGCAUUUUCUACGUCCUCACCGUACACGAUCACAUACGACUUUGGGGGGGGCAACUGCGAACACAGUUGAGUGAUAUCCGGCGCAGGAGGGAGGGGUUGGCUGCGGGCUCUUGGAGAAAGAAGCCCUCAUCAAAUUUGGUUAUUUUUCUUCUUUUGUUUCCCUCUACCUGGUUGGGCAAAAGAACUAUCGCGGAGGCUUAUGUGAGAAACCCCAAGGCCGAAUUCUUGAGACGGGAUAGCCAGGCAUGGUGAGCAGCGCUGAGGGCAUUUCAUACGUUUCUUUCUUGUGGGAGGCAUCUUUUCAAACCAUACCAGAAAUGAAGUGAUGACACGAACCACGCACAAGCCCUUGCGCUCACAUGGGAAUUGUCCACAAUACAUGUCUAGGCAGGCUUUUUUGUACAAUAGAGAGCGGCCCGCCAGGUCGCCGAGGGAUUGAUGCAGACGAUGAUUGCGUUGGUUUUUAUUUCUUGUUUUGGGUUUUCACUAUUUUUCUCUUUAUCUUGAAACUGCGAAUUGACCAUCAGAAGUUUUAAGAGAAUGUUGUUAUUUGACGC
This is a messenger RNA of Colletotrichum destructivum, 2424 nucleotides long. Its product is annotated as Putative SANT/Myb domain-containing protein. NCBI's taxonomy places the organism in Eukaryota, Fungi, Ascomycota, Sordariomycetes, Glomerellales, Glomerellaceae. The record is from RefSeq and is a predicted model, not a curated record. Bases 661 to 1653 code for a protein of 330 amino acids. The transcript is spliced from 2 exons.